This is a messenger RNA of Eruca vesicaria subsp. sativa (arugula), 246 nucleotides long. NCBI's taxonomy places the organism in Eukaryota, Viridiplantae, Streptophyta, Magnoliopsida, Brassicales, Brassicaceae. The record is from the annotation of a GenBank genome assembly.
AUGGGAUCUCCCCUGAGCGAUCUCAAAGAAGCGUUGAGAGCAACCAUCCAAUCAGCGAUCUCAAAGAAUGUAACCCAUCUCCAGAUGUUUUUCCGAUAUCAAACCCUGAUCAUGACCAUCAAUGAGAAGCUUCAUCUCGAACUAUCUUUUUUCUAUUUUUCGUGGGAUGAGAAUGGGCAGGCUGGUGCCUUGGCCGAAUUCAUUCUCAAAAAGCCAAACCAUGUAAUGGACCAGCCCACAUGCUAA